Molecule: messenger RNA, 2227 nt
Organism: Pteropus alecto (black flying fox)
Lineage: Eukaryota; Metazoa; Chordata; Mammalia; Chiroptera; Pteropodidae
Gene: CUNH8orf48
Product: chromosome unknown C8orf48 homolog
Exons: 1
Coding region: 126-992 (288 amino acids)
Source: RefSeq, a predicted model, not a curated record
ACCCGGAAGAGGAGCCAGAACGAGCUGCGGGCGCCAGGAGAGGAUCAUUAUUACUUGCGGGCGCAGGCCCGACUAGUUUCUGAGCCACUCUUGACCAAGGCAAAGAAGAUGAGAAGCAGAGUCUGAUGCAAUGUGAUGGCCAUCUGCCUAGAAGCUGGGGAUUCAGAAGAACAAAGGGAAUUGGCCCAAACGGACCAAUGGUAGACCUUUCUAACGACACCUUCACGUCCUUUACUGAUGAGGUACAGAGUUCCGGUUCUUUCAGCUCCUUUGGAGGACUGCAGCCCUGGUCCCAUGACUCUGGGAGCGAACCCGAGAGUAGAAAGCUGUCUACACGCUUGGAAUAUCAAGAUAAACAAUCUGAGCUUUCAGCAAAGAAGUUUAGUUGGAAAUGGAUCAACUACCUUAAGGGCAAAACAACUAACUCUGGAGGGUACCAACCAGACACUAAACUUCAAACAGAAAUCACUCCCUUCUCAGAUGAAGAAUUGCAUGCCCUGCAGUCUUUUUGCACUGUUAAGAUAAACCUGAUCCAUCAUAGAGCAAACUCUAAGGAGAAAAAGAGCAGCAGGCUUAAAAAGCUGCAGCUUAGAUUGGAUGCAGAGGCUUCAGAGAUAGAUGCUUUAAACUGCACGGUCCCCGAUGAGCUUUUGAACAGAAUCUAUUUUAAAAACAUGAGGACAAUACCAAAGCAGGUGACAACAGCUAAGCAACACAUUUCUUCUCGGUGUCAUGAUUGUAACAGAAAAAGAGCAGAACUGGCUCAGUCUGCCUUCCUGAAACAAAAGAAGACUUUACUGGAGUCAUUUUUACUAAAAGCAAAGAUAGAUGAACAUCUUCAUACUAAAGACUUUCUCACCUUUAUUGGAGAAGCACAUCAGGGCCUUCCUAGGCUUUCUGAUGACCCCAGAAUAAUCUGGAAAAGACUGAAUGAGAAAAGUCAGAUCAGAUACUCUGGUUUUGAAAGGUCAGAUACAGAACAGAAAAUGUAGAAGAAUGGAAAUAGUGCUUGUCAUUUACCUUUUGCUCUACUACUUCCCAAACCACUUACUCUAACCAAACAGGAGAUGCUAUUUAUUAAUGAUAAUGUGUAAUGUGUAUAGACGUUUCUUUUGUGUAUUUGAAUAAUUAUCAUCAUUUUUAAGGCACUUUGAAAACUAAAACUUUACUAUGCUUCCUUUACAGAUGUGAGGAUUAAAAACUUCAAUACAUUUUUAAAAAAUAAAUGGCAAUGUCGUAGUUGGAAUAUUUACAAAAAUUUUUAUAACAAUCCAGAGAAAUGCUGGUAGUUUGUAGAAGUACAGAAAUGUAAGAGAUACUUGAGGUAAUAAUGGCAAUCUUGGUGAAGAAAUGGAUAUGGGGAUUUAAUAAAAGGUAGAUGUUAAGAAUGUUACUAAGUUUCUGAUUUGUGCACUUGAGUGAAUAAUAAUUUCAAAAUUAUGUAUAGAAACAUUGGAAGAGGAUAAUGUCUGAGGGGAGUGAUUAAGGGUAUGAUUAUUUGGACAUGGUUAAUUUGAGAUAUAUUUGAGACAUCCACAUUAAGAGGUUGAGAAACAUUUGGUUAUUUGUGCUUGCAGUCUGGAGAAAAGGUCUAGCCUACAUAUUUGAAAUAAAGGGAUGGGAGGUGCAGAUUAUUGUCAUAUUAUUGGAAAUUUAAGUCAUAGAUGUGGUGAACUCUCUAGAAGAGAAUAGGGUGUGGAGAAAAGGGCUAUGACUAACUCCUGAGAGAUUCAACAAUUCCUGGCUGGAUAGAGGAGAAAAAGCCAGCAAAGGAGGUUGAGAAGAAAUUGUCAUAAACGAUUAAGGACGCUGGAAUGUGUAGUGUUGUAGAGAACAAAGAAAAAAUAUUUCAAAAGAGAUGGGUUGUCUAAGUAUGCAAAUGCAAGAGAGUUCAUGUGAGAUAAUUUAGUCAUGUGUUGGGCUCUUUUGACCUUAGUAACAUUCAAAUAUUACUUUUUCCUAUAAAGUUAGCAUAUUUCCUUUUAGUAAGUCAUUCCUAAAUAAGAUGAAAAUCAAAUCAUUACCAUUUUCAUAAUAACUUUUUUAUUUGAAAGCCACAUUAUGUCAUACUUUAUCUUGGGCAUCUUAACAUAUUCACAUUUCACAUAUUUGAAAUUCUGAAUAACUUCCCAUUUAGAAUUCUCCAAUUUAAGGUCAUAAUCCACCCUGUUAGUCAACUAGGCUAGAAAAUCAGAGUCAUCUUUUGUUCUUUUUUAUUUAAAAAAAA